Molecule: messenger RNA, 703 nt
Organism: Paecilomyces variotii
Lineage: Eukaryota; Fungi; Ascomycota; Eurotiomycetes; Eurotiales; Thermoascaceae
Product: putative 60S ribosomal protein L28
Exons: 4
Coding region: 97-552 (151 amino acids)
Biological process (GO): translation
Cellular component (GO): ribosome; cytosolic large ribosomal subunit
Molecular function (GO): structural constituent of ribosome
Source: RefSeq, a predicted model, not a curated record
CUAAUUACAUAAGCGCACAAGAAGCGAUCGAUAUUUGCUCGAUUCUAUCCAACUUCACUGCGACUCAGCGACAACAGACAAACGCGGACCACCAAAAUGCCUACCCGUUUGACCAAGACCAGGAAGCACCGUGGCCAUGUCUCUGCCGGACACGGUCGUAUUGGCAAGCACCGCAAGCACCCCGGUGGUCGCGGUAUGGCCGGUGGUCAGCACCACCACCGAACCAACUUGGACAAGUACCACCCUGGUUACUUCGGUAAAGUUGGUAUGAGACGCUUCCACCUCCUCCGCAACCACCUGUGGAAGCCAGUCCUCAACCUCGACAAGCUCUGGUCUAUCGUUCCUGAGGAGAUCCGCGAAAAGUACCUGGCCGAGAACAACACCGCCCAGGACACUGCCCCCGUCAUCGACCUUCUCGCCCUUGGCUAUUCCAAGCUUCUGGGCAAGGGCCGUCUGCCCGAGAUCCCCGUUGUUGUGAAGGCUCGCUACGUCAGCCGUGAGGCUGAGCGUAAGAUCAAGGAAGCUGGUGGUAGCAUCCAGCUUGUGGCAUAAGCCCUGAUCGAAACCGACAAAAAGGAAAUAACGGAAGGGAGGAACUCAUGAUGGACGACUCGCUCCAGUGAUGGAGCGAGUUACUUGCCGGCGAGCAAGUCAGCGUGGUGGCUGGGUAAUGGUCAAUUUGGAGUAGCCUGCAGCUAUAAGA